AUGGACUACUCAAUCGAGAUGUUCUAUCGAGAAGCAUGGCGUGAUCCUCGGCUCCGAUACAGCAAAGCGAAGUUCAAAAAUAAGACGGAGAUCUCGCUACAUGAGAGCUAUUCGAAUUUUCUGUGGCAUCCGGACACAUUUGUACCGAAUGCGAUCGCGUCAAAGAAUCCUCGAAAGCAGAGUAUCACACACCGCUCAUUAUUACGGUAUCUUAACAUAUUUCUGAACAUCCACCUCCACUCCCACUUACAAAUAAGAUGA
Molecule: messenger RNA, 261 nt
Organism: Cooperia oncophora
Lineage: Eukaryota; Metazoa; Nematoda; Chromadorea; Rhabditida; Trichostrongylidae
Source: the annotation of a GenBank genome assembly